This is a messenger RNA of Argentina anserina (silverweed cinquefoil), 4276 nucleotides long. RefSeq lists its product as uncharacterized. Bases 68 to 3904 code for a protein of 1278 amino acids. Gene Ontology annotation, molecular function: lipid carrier activity; sterol binding. Gene Ontology annotation, biological process: sterol transport. The record is from RefSeq and is a predicted model, not a curated record. Lineage: Eukaryota; Viridiplantae; Streptophyta; Magnoliopsida; Rosales; Rosaceae. The transcript is spliced from 39 exons. Gene Ontology annotation, cellular component: membrane.
UACAUAUUCCAACUCCCAAGGGGCUCUCUCACUCUCUUCUUCUCUCCUCUAAUCGCACCUACCCCUAAUGACGUCAUCUCCGGGCUUCCUCACCGCUCCGUUCUUCUUACAGCUCCUCUUCUUUGGCUCUUUGAUCAGCUGCUCUUCUUCUGACGUCACUUCUCCGGAAAUACACUCGGAAGAGUACUGUGCAAUGUAUGAUAUAUGUGGAGAACGCAGUGACGGCAAAGUGUUGAAUUGCCCUUAUGGCUCCCCCUCUGUUGAGCCUGAUGAGCUGUUUUCUGCCAAAAUCCAAAGUUUGUGUCCGACUAUAAGUGGAAAUGUUUGCUGCACUGAGUUUCAGUUUGAGACGUUGCGGGGACAGGUUCAGCAAGCUAUUCCAUUUCUCGUAGGCUGUCCAGCAUGCUUGCGGAAUUUCCUGAAUCUUUUCUGUGAGCUAUCUUGCUCUCCAAGGCAGAGUCUGUUUAUCAAUGUGACUUCUAUCUCUGAGGUUAGCGGCAACAUGACUGUGGAUGGUAUUAACUAUUACAUAUCUGACACUUUUGGGAAAGGACUGUACAACUCGUGUAAGGAUGUUAAAUUUGGCACUAUGAACACACGGGCCAUUGAAUUUAUUGGUGCUGGUGCUAGAAAUUUUGAAGAAUGGUUUGAUUUCCUAGGUCAGAAAGCACCCCUUGGGUUUCCUGGUUCACCAUAUGCGAUUGACUUCAAGUUAACCGUUCCCAAGUCAUCUAAUAUGGAGCUCAUGAACGUGUCAGUUUAUUCAUGUGCUGACACGUCACUAGGAUGCUCUUGUGGUGAUUGCCCUUCAUCUCCCGAGUGUUCUAAUUCUGAACCACCUCCGCACAAAAAAGAGCUAUGCUCCAUAAAUAUUCUGUCUAUUGAGGUCAAAUGCCUUGAUUUCUCAGUUUCCAUUGCGUAUAUUCUAUUAGUUUCUGCAUUCUUUGGUUGGGGCUUGUUUCAUCGGAAAAGAGAAAGGAGGAGAACUGGAUCUACUAAGGAACCAUUGUUGAGUGCCAUCGAUGAUGAUGAUAUAAACCCUGAUAACUUACAAAAUGAUGAAAGUUUUGCCAGAAAGGGGCAUGAUGAUCCUCAAGUUACAGAAGAGGCCGAACUAUCUCUUAUUCAGGAAUACAUGUCACGCUUUUUCAGGACAUAUGGAAUUUGGGUUUCUAAAAAUCCAACUCUAGUGCUCUUUUCGUCGAUGGGGAUUGUUCUUAUACUCUGUAUAGGUUUAGUUCGUUUCCAGGUGGAGACACGGCCAGAAAAGCUGUGGGUUGGUCCUGGUAGCAAGGCAGCUGAAGAGAAACAAUUUUUUGACAGACAUCUUGCCCCCUUCUACAGAAUUGAGCAGCUGAUUAUAGCAACUGUCCCAGUUUCAAAACAUGGAAAAUCACCCAGUAUUGUCACAGAUGAUAAUAUUCAGUUACUUUUUGACAUACAAGACAAGGUUGAUAGAAUUCGUGCUAAUUAUUCUGGCUUGACGGUAGCGCUAAAUGAGAUCUGCUUGAAGCCCAUUGGCCAAGAUUGUGCCACUCAAAGCAUUUUGCAGUAUUUUAAGAUGGACCCCGAAAACUUUGACAUCUAUGGGGGAGUUGUACAUGCCGAAUAUUGCUUUCAGCAUUAUUCUUCUGCAGAGACAUGUUUAAGUGCCUUUCAGGCUCCACUUGAUCCAAGCACUGCCUUGGGAGGAUACUCUGGAAACAACUUUUCAGAGGCUUCGGCAUUUGUGGUCACCUACCCAGUUAAUAAUGCCAUUGAUGAUGUAGGAAAUGAAAAUGGGAAGGCAUUGGCCUGGGAGAAGGCUUUUAUUCAGCUAGCAAAGGAAGAACUGCUGCCAAUGGUGCUGUCUCAGAAUCUGACUCUCUCGUUUUCAGCUGAAAGCUCAAUUGAGGAAGAGUUGAAAAGAGAAAGUACUGCAGAUGUUAUAACCAUAAUAGUAAGCUAUCUAGUAAUGUUCCUCUAUAUAUCACUGACAUUGGGAGAUGCACCUCAAAUAUCUUCCUUUUACCUCUCAUCCAAGGUCCUGCUUGGUUUGUCAGGAGUAUUGCUUGUUAUGCUUUCUGUCCUUGGAUCUGUUGGAUUUUUCAGUGCUUUGGGAGUUAAAUCUACAUUAAUCAUAAUGGAAGUCAUUCCUUUCCUUGUUCUGGCUGUUGGUGUAGAUAACAUGUGUAUAUUGGUACAUGCCGUGAAACGGCAAUCACAAGAGUUUCACUUAGAAAGAAGAAUAAGUAAUGCUCUGGUUGAAGUCGGCCCAUCCAUAACACUGGCUAGUAUGUCUGAAGUUUUGGCAUUUGCAGUGGGAAGCUUCAUUCCUAUGCCUGCGUGCCGAGUAUUCUCCAUGUUUGCAGCCCUUGCUGUGUUGCUCGACUUCUUUCUGCAAGUUACUGCAUUCGUUGCCUUGAUAUACUUUGACUUUUUGAGAGCUGAGGAUGGCAGGGUUGAUUGUUUUCCAUGCAUAAAAGUCUCUUCAUCCUCUGUGGAAUCCACUCAAGAAAGAACUGGAUUGUUGGCUCGUUACAUGAAGGAAGUGCAUGCACGCAUUCUUGAGUCAUGGGUGGUCAAGAUGGUUCUUGUUGCCGUCUUUGCUGGUUUUACUUUGGCAAGCAUUGCAUUAUGUUCUAGGAUUGAAACAGGUUUGGAACAGCAGAUUGUCCUUCCCCGGGACUCUUACCUACAGGGUUAUUUCAGUAGUAUCUCAGAGUAUCUCAGGGUUGGACCACCACUAUACUUUGUUGUUAAAGAUUACAACUACAGCUCAGAAUCAAGACACACGAACCAAUUAUGUUCCAUUAGCCAAUGUGAAUCGAACUCUCUUCUGAAUGAGAUAUCAAGAGCUUCUUUAACACCAGAAUCAAGCUACAUUGCUAAGCCAGCUGCCUCGUGGCUUGAUGAUUUUCUUGUAUGGAUAUCCCCUGAGGCUUUUGGUUGCUGCCGGAAAUUUUUAAAUGCUUCUUAUUGUCCACCUGAUGACCAGCCACCUUGCUGCUCCCCUGACGAUGGACCUUGUGGCCUUGGUGGAGUGUGUAAAGAUUGUACAACUUGCUUUCGCCACUCGGAUUUGGUUGAUGAUCGUCCAUCUACAGCACAGUUUAGGGAGAAGCUUCCUUGGUUCCUCAAUGCACUGCCAUCUGCUGAUUGCGCAAAGGGUGGCCAUGGUGCUUACACUAAUAGUGUGGAUCUCAAUGGAUAUGAAAGUGGCAUUAUAAGAGCCUCUGAGUUUCGCACCUAUCAUACGCCACUUAAUAAACAAGGCGAUUACGUAAAUUCCUUGAGAGCAGCACGGGAGUUCAGCUCAAGAAUGUCAGAUUCGUUAAAGAUGGAAAUCUUUCCCUACUCAGUGUUCUACAUCUUCUUCGAGCAAUAUCUGGAUAUAUGGAGGAUAGCUUUGAUCAACAUUGCUAUAGCUCUUGGUGCAAUCUUCAUUUUCUGUCUGCUUAUCACUUCCAGCUUAUGGAGUUCAGCAAUUCUCAUACUUGUCUUGGCAAUGAUUGUGGUGGACCUAAUGGGAGUGAUGGCCAUUUUGAACAUCCAACUAAAUGCGGUUUCUGUAGUAAAUCUCAUAAUGUCGAUCGGAAUUGCUGUGGAGUUCUGCGUGCAUAUAACACAUGCUUACUUGGUGAGCCAUGGAGAUCGAAACCAACGAGCAAAGAAAGCUUUAAUUAAAGUUGGACCUUCUGUAUUCAGUGGAAUCACACUUACAAAGCUAGUUGGAGUAAUUGUCCUUUGCUUCUCAAGAUCAGAGAUUUUUGUGGUUUAUUAUUUCCAAAUGUACCUGGCAUUGGUGAUUAUUGGUUUCUUGCAUGGGCUGGUACUUUUACCGGUAAUGUUGAGCAUGUUUGGUCCAUUGAAGACGUUCACAAAUAUUGAGAUUCAAGAAGUUCUUGAAUCUUCAUCAAUCUAAAGGUGAUACUGUGAUAAUUGUGGAAGUGCAGCUUCCCUAUUUGAGGCCAAGGUUCUGCUCUUGUGCUUGCAAUACCGAGGAUAUAUGUUGUUCCGAAUUUUACCCUAGGUGGAAAUGCUGUUAGCAUGACCAAUACGUAGACAAAAGGGAAACAAUUUUUAGUCCUGAUGUGUAUAGGAUGCAUCACUGAUCCACUGACACGUAUUUGUAGAAAAAUCAUAGAUAUUCGACUGUUGAACCAAAAAACUCACCUAGGAAUUCGAACAUCCAGAAGUUUUACAAUGUAGUAAAGAAUGCAUUAACGCAGCACCUUCAAAAGAAAGAGAUCCCCUAAGUAAUCUUUAGAUGCUUUGUAACAGCAUACCAUUGAAG